Molecule: messenger RNA, 1569 nt
Organism: Closterium sp. Yama58-4
Lineage: Eukaryota; Viridiplantae; Streptophyta; Zygnematophyceae; Desmidiales; Closteriaceae
Source: the annotation of a GenBank genome assembly
AUGUCGAUCGCACAUACGCUUAGUGGCACUGUCGCCACGUCAGCCGCGGCUUCAGGAUUUGGGUUCUUCGGCGCCAAGCGAAAUGCUCGUCAAAUUCAAAUUUCCAAGAAGCGCGUAUCGCGGAUCUUCUUCGAGUUCCAUACUAUCCUGCCACGCGCCUUAGGAAGCGAGCGACCGGCGACAGAGACGAUCGCACGAGAAAAAGAGAGACUUAGAACCGGCGAGGCAGGAGGUGAUCCUAACGGAGGUGAUCUUAGUGGGACGAAUCCAGCAAAGUUGCGCGACGCCGGCUCCAGCAAAGCAGUCACGGCUUACGUCCCCGCAUCGCCUUUCUCUCCUCAGGUGGCAGCAGCAGCAGCAUCGUUGGAGGGCGAAUUCGCGGAGGUGGAUAGGCUGGUGGCGGUGAACUUGAAGCGCGUUCUCGAUGCCUUCGCCUCUGCACGUGUGGGGCGACACCAUUUCAGUGGCACCACAGGGUACGGCCACGGGGACGCAGGAGGCAGAGAGGCGCUGGAUUCGGCCUUUGCUCAGAUCGUUGGCGCUGAGGCAGCAUGUGUGCGCGCACAGUUCUUCUCAGGCACACAUGCAAUCGCUGCUGCUCUCUAUGCCGUUCUGCGCCCUGGGAACGAGCUGCUGUCAGUGGCAGGGGCGCCGUAUGACACAAUGGAGGAGGUGAUUGGGCUCAGAGGCACGCCGGGGCACGGGUCGUUGAGGGAGUUUGGCGUGUCAUACCGGCAGAUUGAGUUGACAUCACAGGGCGGGCUGGACUGGGAAGCCCUCUGCACACCAGGGGCAGUAGCAGAGCGAACACGCUGUGUGCUGGUACAGCGCUCGUGUGGAUACUCGCUAAGAGAAACACUUACAGUGGAGCAGAUUGGGCGAAUUGUGGAACUAGUGAAGGCCCAGAACCCAUCAUGCGUUGUUGUGGUGGACAACUGCUACGGAGAGUUCGUGGAGGAGAGAGAGCCAACACAUGUGGGCGCAGACCUUAUAGCGGGGAGUCUUAUAAAGAAUCCUGGAGGGACGAUAGCCCCCAGCGGGGGGUACGUGGCGGGGAGGGCGGACCUGGUGGAGGCUGCUGCUGCCAGGCUGGCUGCUCCUGGCAUCAGCUCGGGCGCAGGAGCAACAAGUGGCGAGGUGAUGCGGCUGAUGUUCCAAGGGCUGUUCCUGGGCCCACAGAUGACAGGCGAGGCCAUCAAGGGCAGUCUACUCGUGGCAGAGGUGAUGGCGAAUGAAGGGUUUGCUGUUCAUCCCCGGCCCCGGGCACGGCGGAAAGACAUCAUCCAGGCUGUCAUUCUCUCCUCGCCAGCUCGCCUCCUUGCCUUCUGCCAAGCCGUGCAGCGGCGGUGCCCCGUUGGAGCUUACAUCAAGCCAACAGCAGGAGUGACAGCAGGUUACGAGUCUGAGGUGGUGUUUGCAGACGGCACCUUCAUAGACGGCAGCACCAUCGAGCUCUCAUGUGACGGGCCCCUCCGUCCGCCCUUUGCAGUAUUCUGCCAGGGUGGGGCCCAUUGGGUUCAUUGGGCGAUUGCCCUUGAUGAGGUUCUGGUUGCUUUGGAUGCGCUGUGA